Molecule: messenger RNA, 513 nt
Organism: Paramecium sonneborni
Lineage: Eukaryota; Ciliophora; Oligohymenophorea; Peniculida; Parameciidae
Source: the annotation of a GenBank genome assembly
AUGAAAUUCAUUCCUUUAACAUAACAUUUUGAAACUGUUGCUAUGCUGUAUGAAAAAUGUGCAGCUAUAUCUGAAUAAUUAGAAAUGUUUCAAAAGUAAUCUACUCUCUAAAUAUCGAAUGGAUAAAUAGAAAGUGAUGAUACAUAAUAACUUUAAAAAAAUUCAUUAAAAAAAGUUAAAAAAUCAAAGAUUAAAUAAAAAAAACAGAAUAAAUAAGCUAUUCUCAUUGAAGAAAACAAUGAUAGAAUUACUAUGGAUAAAAAAAAACCAAAAAAGAGCCCAAAAAUAAUUGAAAAAAAAGUUCCAAAGUAAAAAGUUUAAUUUACUUGCAAUCAUUGCAAUAAGAUCUUUGAAUCUUCUAAAGUUUAUAAUAAACAUAGAUAUUAAUUAAAAUAUCGAUAAAAUUAAUUGAAAAAAAAACAAUAGAAAUUAAAUAAGAAUGAUUCCAAUUAAAUUGAAUAACCUUAAAAUAAGAGAAAGAGAUUGAAUAAUAAAAAAAAUGGAGUUCUUUGA